UCAACAAUGGGCCUGUUAUAUGCCAAAUGUAAAGUACAUUUGGCAUACAGGCCCAAAAAUUGAUCCACAACCGGAAGGCCAUAUGGUAAAAGCCAAUUUUUUUUUUAGAUUUAGCUACAGUACCAUCUCAAAUGUAAGAUGGUACUGUAGCUGAAUGGUAUAAAAAAAAAAUAAUUUUUUAAUGCUUUUUACCCGGCAAUUUCUCUCUCCUGGCUCAUUUUUUCUCUUUCUUUUCUCUCUCUUCCUUCUCUCUUUCUCAUCCCCUCUCUCUCUCGCCUACCAUAUCGAUGAUUCCUUUGAACAACCUCAUAGCUCACUGCGACGUCAUCUGUAUCCGCUGGCUCUUGCAUAACGGACCUGACACCCAUGAAGAGCUCUUGGACCAUCACUUGGCGAAGGAACAAAAACCUACCCUUGACGACGAUGAGGCCAAGCUGCUAAAUCGUCGCCGACUCACAAGCACUCGGCGCGAGGCACUGAGUCUCUACAGGGACAUCCUCAGGGCUUCCCGGUUCUUCACGUGGACCGAUUCGCGGGGCUUCCUGUGGCGAGACAUAUUGAGAAUGAACGCCCGGAAGGAGUUCGAAGCUACUUGGUUCGAGACCGACCCAGAAAUCGUGACCCGGUUGCUUCUUGGUGGUCAAGAUGCUGUGGAAUCGGCUCUCGAAAAGCUUGCAAAGAAACAAAGGCAAGAAAUUGAGAAGGAACGUCGUGAUGGUGGAGAUUGACGGUGAUUGUUGACCUUCUGUACAUUUUGAUCACGAUUUCGAUCUCUUUAUUUUUGUAUUUGUAAUUGUAAUUGAAAUUGUAAUUUGUGGGUUGCCGUGGUUGCCGGAGUUGGGGUUUGCUAUUGCUAUUGGUUUGAUUUGAUUUUGUUUUCUCUAUGGGUUUCUGGGUUUCGAUGGCCAUGAGUUUGUGGCUGG
Molecule: messenger RNA, 923 nt
Organism: Quercus robur (English oak)
Lineage: Eukaryota; Viridiplantae; Streptophyta; Magnoliopsida; Fagales; Fagaceae
Exons: 1
Coding region: 288-728 (146 amino acids)
Biological process (GO): mitochondrial respiratory chain complex III assembly
Source: RefSeq, a predicted model, not a curated record